Entrophospora sp. SA101 is the source of this 450-nucleotide messenger RNA. NCBI's taxonomy places the organism in Eukaryota, Fungi, Glomeromycota, Glomeromycetes, Entrophosporales, Entrophosporaceae. The record is from the annotation of a GenBank genome assembly.
AUGCAACCAGCGGUGGUUUCCUCUUCAAAUAUUCCCACUGAUUUGUCAGGUAUAAAAGCUACAGAAUAUCAACGUUCUUACUCUUGGAAACUACCAAUGGUUAAUAAAGUUAAACAAAAAGAAUUUAUAAAAUCUGAAUAUCAACGAGAAUUUACCUGGAGAGAUAAUAAUAACAACAACACUAAUUUAAUAUCUUCAACAAGUACUACUCCGAUACCACCUUCGCCUAUACCACCCUCUCCAAUACCGCCUUCACCUAUACCACCGCCUAUAUCAUCAUCAUCAUCAAUUAAUAAUAUUAGUAAUGAUUUAUCAAAAUUGAGACUUACCUCUAAAUCUACUCCAUCUUUAUUAAACGAUAUUGCACUAUUACCUGAUAACAGCCACAUUGAUAUUAAACACAAUGGUGCUUUUGUAACUGAAAUAGAAGAACUUGAAAGAAUUCCGUAA